GCAAGCGCGGAAAUGCUCUGACAUGGUGCUGGACGGCGGAGAGGACCACCAGCGGCCUCGCACCCAUCAUUCUGCAAUCCCAAAUCCAUCCGCAUGACCUCCGCCACCAUGAUGAUGCCGCUGCUAGCACACGACGUCCUUCCAGCUCCGCCACCUCGACAAAACCGGCAAAAGAGCAGUGUUUACCAUCACCACCUUCUUCAGGCUUCUUCAGUCCCAGCCAGGACGUCCACCAUCUCCGUUGGGGGUCUGGCCUACGGUAUUCACGUUGUCGGCUCCACAGCGUUCGUUGCGUGCCUAACCCACGUGAGUUGGAUUCACCUCCACGAGAAGUGCAGCCUUGGCCGCGUGCAUGUGUCUGGCCCCGCACGGUCCGUCGUCGCCACGUCGAACGGCAAGUCUGCGUACGUGGCGUGCCACACUGGCGGAUUAAGCAUCAUCCACACAACUCCUUCUUUGCACGUUGGUGACCACUUCAACAUCCCAGCGGUCGGCGUCGCGAUGAGUACGUCUGUAGCUGUUGUGGUUUGCGAUCUCAUGGGCGUGUGCUUCUUCGACACGCGCUCGCACACUUGGACGUCGAUGCUUCCUCUUGCCGUGGGAGGCACAACUUUCCGCGCCAAGGCCGUUCAGGUCCUCCACGAUCGGUACGCGUACAUCGCGUGUGACGCAGGCAUGGUUGUCGUUGUUGACUUCAUCGACGCCCGCCACCCCGUCAUCCUGACGGCAAAGCGACUCUUUUCCGGGGAUGCACAUGCCAUUGCUCUCACAAGCUCGGCGGCGUACAUCGCGUGUGGCGCCAGAGGCGUCGCCGUGAUCGAUCUCGAGCAGCUUAAAGCUCUGGGCGUUGUCAAGACCGCGUAUGGAUCCGUGUUUGACGUGCACCUGGACCAGUCGUCCCGUCGACUCUUGUGCGCGUGCCAAGUCGGGGGGCUGGCCGUAUACGACAUCAGCGACGACGAUGGCAUGUCUUUAACGUUUGUCGGCCAAACGAACGCCUUCGAUGGAAUCUGCCAUGGUGUGGGAAGCACAAAGGACAAGAUCCGUUCAAGAGAGGUCGGCGUUGUCACAUGCCAGUCCGGCGGAGUGCAAGUCGUUGUGCUUGAUGCAGUCGAGACGUGGCCAGAACCGAAACGUGCGCGACUCGCGGACGCGUGCACCCUCAUGUAGCGACCGCAUCGGCCGAUCCCUUUUUUCUCAAACGUAUUUUGUGUGCA
Messenger RNA from Aphanomyces invadans, 1217 nucleotides. RefSeq lists its product as hypothetical. The record is from RefSeq and is a predicted model, not a curated record. NCBI's taxonomy places the organism in Eukaryota, Oomycota, Saprolegniomycetes, Saprolegniales, Verrucalvaceae. Gene Ontology annotation, molecular function: protein binding. Bases 94 to 1170 code for a protein of 358 amino acids. The transcript has a single exon.